Messenger RNA from Cryptococcus deneoformans JEC21, 2333 nucleotides. RefSeq lists its product as hypothetical. Gene Ontology annotation, cellular component: cell cortex; mating projection tip; spindle pole body. Gene Ontology annotation, biological process: mitotic spindle orientation checkpoint signaling; establishment of spindle localization; nuclear migration along microtubule. The coding region runs from base 75 to 2216 and encodes 713 amino acids. NCBI's taxonomy places the organism in Eukaryota, Fungi, Basidiomycota, Tremellomycetes, Tremellales, Cryptococcaceae. The record is from RefSeq and is a predicted model, not a curated record. The transcript has 7 exons.
AAACAUGAUGCCUCCGGCAGUAAUAAUAAUGUGCAUUGCUUCCGUACAUUGACUCCUAAUAACAACGUAGAACCAUGCCCGCGGGCCCUGUAACGUCUCUAGAAGACACCGAUGACCAAGCCGCCCAGCUCAUACGGCACAUUGACAUAUAUUACGACGACAACACCCAUGGAGCUCAGUGCGGUCCUCAUGAUCCUACAGCAAGGCAGAGUGAGCAACAACUCGUCAAUAUGCCCAUCAGACUUGCCGAGUCCGUCGAGGAGCAACACUGUAUACCAGCGCUGCCAGUGGACGCGAAAGACACGUUGGAAAACGACCAAUCACACGAGCUCGCUAUAAGAAUACAAGGCUUACUGCAGGAGGUGAAUACUAUCCUUGACCGUACAUUUGAGACCGAAGAACUUCGGCAUACAUUGCACGGUACCACCGAUGGCAAAGAACUCCUUAUUCGCGUCGAACCCAUAAUCAUCUCCAUCUCCUCCUCCAUGGCACCGAUCAAAACCUCAAUCGAUAGUCUGAGAGAAGAUAUAUCCAACUACAAAGGUGAUGACUCCCUUCGUCUUAGCGCUGAACUGGAAGAACUUGAGAGAGAGUACAGGAAGGCAGAUGAUAAACAAAGACGGUUGAAGCUAGAAGUCAAAGAAAAUGAGUGGUCACAAGAAUUUCAGACCUCUGCAGAUCAAGCUGAUGCUUUGAUGGAACCUCUGCAACAGAGCCUCGCUAGCUGUCAGGAGUUUCUCGAGCGACUACAUCGUUCCCGGAAUCCAAUACCAAAUGAAUCAGAUUUUGAAGGACAACUCAGCACUGAGGGAUUUCAGCGUAUUGUCAGCGACCAUGAGUCACUGGUAAUGACAUACGUGCCAAGUACCGCCCGGAUGAUGAAAAAGCUAGAUAAGGAUCUUCAGGAGCGAAGAAUCGACAAUGGAGCCGCAUUAAGACGAUUCAAUGAUUUAAACCAGAAAUGGUGCAGCAUCCAAUAUCAACUCAGAGAGUUAGAGAAGCAACUCCAGGCGGCGAGUCACGAAAUAGGCUUGCCGGGACAUUUUUCGUCUGCAGACAUGGAGGUUCUUACGGAUGAGGCAUUUUCAACACAACAAUUUGAGGUUGAUAAUCAUCAGUCUUCCAGUAGCGCAGACAGGGAAGUUGCCACUCAUUCGACUACCUCUCCUCGGGUAUCCUCCUUUCCUGCCACCUCCGUUAGGAGAUCUCCUGAAAAGUCGCAGGCAGUUAGGUUGUUACAUAUAAACGACAGUCCGAAAGUUGGCAAUCGUCGAUCAUUGGGUAGUCAAGCUUCUGCCACCUCCGGUAACUCCUCAAUUACUGCUGGGAACCUUUUUGAGAAACCACGGUGGAACUCUUCUCCCAAAGUUUUCGAAGUGGCAACAACUACAGCAAAUCGCACUCGUCUACCUCCUCACGUCUCGCGCCCUCUAAGUCCCACCCCCAACAGUGCGUCACUGACCCCCACGUCUUCCAGGGUACGUGCCAGGACGUCAAGUCACAAAAGCCAGAACAUUGAAACCGCAUCUGGAACGGUGUCUGCGCGAGAUGAAUUAUCCGACGUGCAGCAUACACAUAAUUCGCGACUGUCUUCUAACAAAGGUCAAUCCCACCUUGAGCAUGCCCGGAUGGGUCUCAAGACCCCUGAAUCAGGAAGACCGCGCCUGUCUAGCACAUUUUCCGCACUUCAGCCGCGGCUAUCCUCGGGCAUGUCUGCACUCACGACCAGUGAUCGUCAAUACUCCCAUGCGACCCUUAACGCCGCUCACGUCUCACGGCGGGGUCAUAGUCGCCCACCGCCCUCAUCAUUCCAUCCUCCCACACCUGCUCCACGUCCAUCGUCUCGAUUAUCGACAGCGUCAUAUUCCAAUUUCGAUCACUCAGUACUGACCCCUUUCCGACCGAGCCAUUGGGAUGAGCUUGACAAAGAUGUGCAGAGGAUCAUAGUCGAGGAAGGUUUCCAAAGUCACUUUACGGCUAGAGUGGAUCAGCCUUUGAAAAAGGGUCAGCGCAUGGCCGAGGGCCAAGAUUGGAAAGGCGAGUUCGUCUUCGGUGCCGGUCGGAAACCUACGCCGGUGAAAAGGAUAGAGCUAAGUGGAAGGAAACCUGGCUUAGAAAAGCGUGUCAAAGUGAUGGUGAAAGAGGGUGGGAGAUGGAUUGAACUGGCGGAGGUACUAAGAGACAGAAAAGAUACGAUAGAACUUUUAUCGCCGUGAACGUCUUGGAAGAGCAUUCUAGUAGGUGUGUAAAAUCUGUUGUAUAACGAAAUUAAGAACCAUACCGCCAAUACGUACAUCUAUUUGAAUACGAUUCUCUUAUAGAGACCUGCUUCA